This is a messenger RNA of Chaetomium fimeti, 1448 nucleotides long. RefSeq names its product histone chaperone. Bases 405 to 1244 code for a protein of 279 amino acids. The transcript is spliced from 3 exons. Gene Ontology annotation, cellular component: nucleus; chromatin. Lineage: Eukaryota; Fungi; Ascomycota; Sordariomycetes; Sordariales; Chaetomiaceae. Gene Ontology annotation, molecular function: histone binding. The record is from RefSeq and is a predicted model, not a curated record. Gene Ontology annotation, biological process: DNA replication-dependent chromatin assembly; nucleosome disassembly; nucleosome assembly.
AAGUCGGGCGCCAGCAACGCGUUCUGGGCUGCGUUCAAUUUACGCGACCGUCUAGACCCCUGCACCUGCCAGACCGUGACGGACCUGAACUUGAACAAGCAAAGGCCCCAAAAAGUCGUCCACUCUGCCAGCGACCCCUCAAAACCCCCGAGGCCCAUUUUUGAGCGGGAAGGGGCAAAACAAACACGCCUAUUCCAUUAGGCAUUAGCGCCUUCCCCAAACACCGCCUUUCCAUCCUUGCUGUUGCCAACACUUUUCCUUCUCUCAACUACUACUAUUCUCAACCUCACCCAUAGUGUCUACGACUGCAGCCUUUUUUUUAUUUUUGCAAAAAGAACAAUCUCCAAUAGAUUUCUUGCUUUAUCGCCCGUCAUACGAUAUAACAUCAUCACCCCACCGCAAAGAUGUCUGUCGUCUCCCUCCUUGGGGUCAAUGUGAUCAACAACCCCGCCAAGUUUACCGACAAGUACGAGUUCGAGAUCACUUUCGAGUGUCUGGAGCCGCUUCAAAAGGACCUCGAGUGGAAGCUCACGUACGUCGGGUCGGCGCAGUCGGACAACUACGACCAGGAGCUGGACUCGCUGCUAGUCGGGCCGAUCCCCGUGGGCAUCAACAAGUUUGUGUUUGAGGCGGACCCGCCCGACACCAAGCGCAUCCCUAUCGACGAGCUGCUCGGCGUCACGGUGAUCCUGCUGACGUGCGCCUACGACGGGCGUGAGUUCGUGCGCGUCGGCUAUUACGUCAACAAUGAGUACGAGAGCGACGAGCUCCGUGACGAACCCCCCGCCAAGCCCGACGUCGAGAAGAUCCGCCGUAACGUGCUCGCUGGCAAGCCUCGCGUGACCAGGUUCGCUAUCAAGUGGGAUUCUGAGGCUUCCGCCCCGGCCGAAUUCCCCCCCGAGCAGCCUGAGGCUGACCUCGUUGCCGAUGAGGACGAGUACGGUGCCGAGGAGCUUGGCGAAGAGGAGGAGACCGAGGCUGUUGAGGCCACUGGGGAAGAGCCCGCCGAUAAAGACGCGCAGAUGGAGGGUGUUGAGGGCCCCGAGGGCGAGGUCGAGAACGCAGCGGAGGAGGACGAGCUCUCCGACGACGGCAGCGUCGAUAUCGAGGGCGAAAGCGAGGAUGAACUGCUGGAAGAGUACGAGGUUGUCGACAAUGAGGGCGCCGAGACGGCUGAAGGCGACGAGAUGGAGGUUGACAAGCCCGAGCCUGUGGCCCACAAGCAGGAGGCCAUGGUCCACUAGUUACGCCUCGGCAUGGAAAACUAGACACAGGGCUGGCGGCAUCGAUGUCACCACCCGAGCUUAGGAGUACUGACUGGAAUAAUUGUUUUACACGAGAUACGAGGUUAAGAGGAAAACAAAUUCAUAUCCAGACAUUCUGGUGUGUCUCAUCGAUAAUGGAAUUCACUCAUGACCACUGGAUUAACAUGUCUCAGCGAGGUCAUU